Messenger RNA from Aspergillus fijiensis CBS 313.89, 614 nucleotides. RefSeq lists its product as uncharacterized. NCBI's taxonomy places the organism in Eukaryota, Fungi, Ascomycota, Eurotiomycetes, Eurotiales, Aspergillaceae. The record is from RefSeq and is a predicted model, not a curated record. The transcript is spliced from 3 exons. The coding region runs from base 44 to 370 and encodes 108 amino acids.
CUCUUCUCAAUUGAUCUUCCUCACCCUUGGUAACACUGCUAGCAUGCGGCCCAUCCUUCUAGUCCCUCUAUUCUCUCUCAAUUACACGCGACUAAUGGUCGCGGCCCAGUCUUGCCCCGGAACCCUACGCUGCUGUCGAAACGUCUAUGCUGCCGACAAUCUCUCCUCGCCGAUCCCCGGCCUUCUCGACACUUACGGGAACGGCGCGCCCGUUGGCGCAGGGGUGGGUACCUUGUGCGUUGAUUACCCCAGUAACGAGACCUGCGAGCAGAGUUUCGACCGCUGCCUUCAGUCUGCCUGUUGUGCAGCCAACCAGAGCCAAGCAUUGCAGGAGAGAGGCAUAUCACUCGACUGCGCUCUGGCCCAGUAGUUGAGUGGUGUUUGCGGUUCCCAUGGAAUUCUCGUCAUCAGUUGUAAGAGUUCGAUCUUUGUGCCGGUUCAAUUGGGAAGUGCGCCAUGCUGCAGGCAGAAAAUCCACAGUAUCUGUUCUAGUGUUGAGUGGAAUGUUGAGCUAUGCUUUUCAGACUUCUAGUGGAGACGCAAACGCAUGGACUUCAAUGACAACAUCUUCUACCCGAGCCGAGUUGAUAACACAGUCGACCGUUUGUAUCCCG